AUGUUUUCACGCUCAGUACUGCGGAGCCUGGCUGCCGACUUGCGGUGGUCUGCUCCGUCCUCGAUUUCGUCGGCAGCUCCGCUCCAGCAACGAGCUUGCUUGCACCAAACCGCCCUGCUUCGGACAUCGCAACAAGAGACACAGACUCCAUACUCCCCGCUGAGCCCUGAAACGCCGCUGAGUGCCACACCCCGCGUGCAAAACUCCCAACCUGUGGCUCAGAACCCUCCUAGGGUGCCUUCCUCCGACUCCGCCCUAUCCUUCGUCCCUCAAACACGCGCCGAUGUCCCAACUGCCAAACAACCAGUGGCACCGAGCUUCGAGUCUCCUAUUCAAGUGACAAAGUCCCUAAUGUCACGCCUGCCCCAUCUUGUGGGCCAGUCGCCACACUACGUUGUCGCCGAAUUGCACGCUCGGCCUUACCUCUUGACAGAGGGUGACCACAUCCGUCUUCCUUUCCUCAUGCCCAAGGUUAAGUCCGGAGAUAUUCUGCGCUUUAACCGGGCUAGUGCCGUCGGAUCGCGUGACUUUACAAUGAAGGGCUCGCCGCAUCUCGACGAACGCCUGUUCGAGUGCCGGGUUCGCGUGACUGGUGUCGAGUCGGAGCCCAUGCGCAUCAAGGAGAAGACGAAGCGGAGACAGCGACACACCAAGCAAGCCCGGAGCAAACACCGCUAUACCAUUAUGCGGGUGAUGGAAGUCCGGGUGAAGACUCCCGAGGAGCUGUUGGAGGAGGGUGCCGUGGUCAUUGAGGAUAGCGAGGACACACCUACAAUCGAGGCUCGGCAAUGA
This is a messenger RNA of Penicillium canariense, 792 nucleotides long. RefSeq names its product mitochondrial 54S ribosomal protein bL21m. Gene Ontology annotation, cellular component: ribosome; mitochondrial large ribosomal subunit. NCBI's taxonomy places the organism in Eukaryota, Fungi, Ascomycota, Eurotiomycetes, Eurotiales, Aspergillaceae. Bases 1 to 792 code for a protein of 263 amino acids. The transcript has a single exon. Gene Ontology annotation, molecular function: structural constituent of ribosome. The record is from RefSeq and is a predicted model, not a curated record.